AUGUCGUCGUCCACUUCCAGCGCCGGGGGCGAGGCCGCCGGCGAGUUCACGGAGGUCGUCAUCGUGCGGCACGGCGAGACUUCAUGGAACGCCUCGCGCAUCAUACAGGGACACUUGGAUGCAGAGCUUAAUGAUAUUGGGAGGCAGCAAGCUUUUGCGGUUGCUCAUCGCCUUUCUAAAGAAGCGAAACCAGUUGCCAUAUACUCUUCUGAUCUGAAGCGAGCAGCAGAGACUGCGCAAACAAUCGCAAGAAUUUGCAAUGUGCCAAAUGUCGUGUUUGAUCCAGCACUGAGAGAAAGACACAUUGGAGAUCUGCAGGGCAUGAAGCUUCAAGAUGCUGCUACAGAGAAACCAGAGGCAUACAAAGCUUUUAUGUCCCACAAGAGAAAUCAACAAAUUCCUGGUGGUGGAGAGAGUCUUGAUCAACUGUCAGAGCGUUGUGUGUCAUGUCUGUACAACAUCGUUGAGAAACACAAAGGGGAGCGAGUUAUCCUGGUUUCACACGGCGGAACCAUCAGGGAACUCUACAGGCACGCCAGCCCUACGAAGCCGCUCCACUGUAAAAUACACAACACGUCAGUGAGUGUCAUCCUCGUGUCGGAUGCCACCGGUCGUUGCAUCGUCAAGAUGUGCGGGGACAUCAGUCACCUUCAGGAGACGGGCGUCCUGGAGAAUGCCUUUGGUGGCGAUAAGACCUCCGCCUAA
Messenger RNA from Miscanthus lutarioriparius, 705 nucleotides. The record is from the annotation of a GenBank genome assembly. Lineage: Eukaryota; Viridiplantae; Streptophyta; Magnoliopsida; Poales; Poaceae.